Messenger RNA from Ochlerotatus camptorhynchus, 975 nucleotides. RefSeq names its product very long chain fatty acid elongase AAEL008004-like. The record is from RefSeq and is a predicted model, not a curated record. The coding region runs from base 87 to 887 and encodes 266 amino acids. NCBI's taxonomy places the organism in Eukaryota, Metazoa, Arthropoda, Insecta, Diptera, Culicidae. Gene Ontology annotation, biological process: very long-chain fatty acid biosynthetic process; fatty acid elongation, monounsaturated fatty acid; fatty acid elongation, saturated fatty acid. The transcript is spliced from 4 exons. Gene Ontology annotation, molecular function: fatty acid elongase activity. Gene Ontology annotation, cellular component: endoplasmic reticulum membrane.
AGUGUGCAGCUCAACUAGGGCGAUUAAUAGACACGAUCGUCCAGUCCAAUCAUUCCAACUCCGCUGUACGGCUCGCAUAGAUCAGGAUGGCGCUGGUGCUGAAGGCUCUCUACAACGGGUACGAUCGGUACUUCUACGAGGCUCAGGAUCCUCGAAAUGCCGACCAUUUUUUGCUUAACCCACCGUGGUUACCGUUUCUGGUGUUAGCUGGAUACUUAUACUUUGUUCUGGACUUGGGACCCAAGUUGAUGGCCAACCGGAAGCCGUUUGAUUUGAAGAAGCUGAUCCAGGUUUACAAUUUGCUGCAGGUGCUCGCGAAUGUCUAUCUGUUCGUUGCGGGAGUAAAAGUGAUUAUCGACAUGGGAAUCACAUUAAAGUGUCAACCGGUGAACUAUACCAACAGCCCGUUUGCUUUGCGAGAGCUCCGACUGGUGUACCUGUACUAUCUACUCAAAGUGUCCGAUCUGCUUGAUACGGUGUUCUUUGUGCUGCGUAAAAAGCAAAGUCACGUCUCGUUUCUGCACGUGUACCACCACGCCGGAAUGGUGCUGGGGUCGUUCAUUUACAAUCGGUUCUUCCCCGGAGGUCACUUUUCGAUGUUGGGGCUGUGCAAUACCUUCGUCCACGCCAUCAUGUAUUUCUACUUCUUCCUCACGAUCUACCGGCCGGAGCUGACCAAGAAUGCCAACUGGAAGAAGUACAUCACCAUCAUGCAGAUGGUGCAGUUCGGCUACCUGGUGUUCCACUUUGCGACGCCCAUCGUGCUGGGAGUGGACUGUGGAAUUCCCAAGUUCUGGCUGUGGCUACCGAUGAUCCAGAACGUUUUCAUGAUGGUGCUGUUUUCGGACUUUUAUGCCAAGGCGUACGGCAGGCGGAAGGUGAAGUGAGGGAGCACGCGUGCCGGUGGCUAUCCUGAGAGAAAAUUUUCAAGUGGAAACAUCGUUUUAAGGUCUGAAUUGUUAAUUGUUUCAUCGC